Laccaria bicolor S238N-H82 is the source of this 1260-nucleotide messenger RNA. RefSeq lists its product as uncharacterized. The transcript is spliced from 6 exons. Gene Ontology annotation, molecular function: heme binding; iron ion binding; oxidoreductase activity, acting on paired donors, with incorporation or reduction of molecular oxygen. The coding region runs from base 1 to 1260 and encodes 419 amino acids. The record is from RefSeq and is a predicted model, not a curated record. Lineage: Eukaryota; Fungi; Basidiomycota; Agaricomycetes; Agaricales; Hydnangiaceae.
AUGGUCAGACGCUUGUUGUUCCACCCUCUCUCCAAGUACCCCGGACCUCCUCUUGCCGCGGUUACCUCAUUAUAUAGAGCAUAUUUUGACAUCGUCAUGGAUGGUGGCUGGGCCGAACACCUGGAAUACCUUCACCAGGUUUACGGUGAUGAUCCCCGCGCAUACAACGAAAUAUACGGGAUGGGAACAAAAUACAUGAAACAACCCGCCUUAUAUUCCUGUUUCGCGACCGAUCGUUCGGUCUUUGCAAUGUUCGACCAUCAUGAAGCCACUCAACGAAGAAAUCUGAUCGGUCCUUUCUUUUCUCGACGUUCAAUUUUAAAUCUGGAGAACGCUGUACAGUCAAAAGUAUCGUUCCGUUCGACUAGUCUCGAAAUUAUUACUUCCUAUUGCUUUGGCCAAUCCUCUAAUGCAUUAGAUUCUUGUGACUUCCAGAACGGCAUCCUCACCGCUAUGGAUCAAACACUACCUAUGAUCUGGGUCUUCAAACAUUUCCCGCUUAUCAAACAUCUGCUCUUAGGAGUUCCCGAAUCAUUCGCAUCUGUCUUGAAGCCUAGUACAACAGGUAUCUUGGAGCAAAGGAGACAGAUGGGUGCCCAGAUCGACGCCAUCCUCAAAGAUCCUUCCUCAUUAAAACAUGCCGAUCACGAAACCAUCUACCAUUACUUCCUAACGCCACAACCUGAAAACCAGCGUCUACCACCAAUUACCCGGGAGUGGCUUCUCGACGAAGGUCUCUACAUGCGCUUUGCUGGAAGUGAUACUGUCGGCAACACCUGCACUGUCGCCACCUAUCAUAUUCUCGCCAACAAGGACGUUCGAGAUCGUCUCGCUCAGGAAGUCAAGGAGGCAUGGCCAGAGAGAGACGCGCCUGCGAGCUAUGAGACACUAGAGAGGUUACCAUACCUGACCGCCGUCAUCAAGGAGUCCUUGCGCAUGGCGAAUGGGAUAGUUACGCCCCUUCCUAGAAUUGUAGGGCCCACAGACGUCGAGAUCGCAGGAGCCGUGAUCCCUGCCGGGACGGUCGUUUCUCAGGGAGCGACAAUCGUGCACCGCAAUCCAGAAAUAUUUCCCGAACCAACCGUCUUCGAUCCGGAGAGAUGGUUACAAGAAGGCUCCCAGGAUCUAGACAAGUAUCUCGUUUCUUUCUCGAAGGGGCCGCGAAGUUGUUUGGGUAUCAACCUCGCCUGGUGCGAGUUGUACCUUAUCAUUGGCACCAUCUUCCGUAAGUUGGACUUGACUCCCGACAAUGCGGCGUGA